Messenger RNA from Lolium perenne, 2083 nucleotides. Its product is annotated as DNA (cytosine-5)-methyltransferase CMT1. Gene Ontology annotation, biological process: negative regulation of gene expression via chromosomal CpG island methylation. The record is from RefSeq and is a predicted model, not a curated record. NCBI's taxonomy places the organism in Eukaryota, Viridiplantae, Streptophyta, Magnoliopsida, Poales, Poaceae. Gene Ontology annotation, cellular component: nucleus. Gene Ontology annotation, molecular function: DNA binding; DNA (cytosine-5-)-methyltransferase activity.
AUGGCGUAUUCCGUGGCAUAUUCCACAUUUGCCAAUGUGCCACCAGAAAAUGGUGGACCAACAGGCAGCGAAACAACAUCAGAUAUUUCUUGUGACAAUGUUGACUCUUCUAUGGAAAAAGCAAUUGCUGACCUUCCAGUACCACCUGAUGCACAAAUGGAAACAGCGACACUGCUGGAUCUAUACUCUGGCUGUGGUGCCAUGUCAACCGGGCUUUGCCAGGGUGCUCCAUUGUCUGGCUUAAAAUUGACUACAAAAUGGGCUGUAGACAUGAACGAAUAUGCUUGCGACAGUCUAAAGCACAACCACCCACGCACACAUGUACGAACCGAGAAGGCCGAGAAUUUUCUUAAACUCCUUCAGGAGUGGGAUAAACUUUGUAAGGAAUAUGACGUCCGUAAUAGCACUUGUCUACCACGGAUUUCGAAUGAUGAUGAAGAUGACGAAAAUGGAGUAAAUGAACCUCUUUCGGAGGGUACUUUUGAGGUCGAGAAGCUUGUUGAUAUAUGCUAUGGUGAUCCAAACAAAAUUGAAACAGACGGCUUGUGGUUUAAGGUAAGGUGGAAAACAUAUGAUUCCAGCCAUGAUACCUGGGAGCCCCUUGAUGGCCUUAGAGAUUCUCCGGAAUGUAUUAAAGAUUUUGUGGAGAGUGGAUAUAGGGAAUCCAUUUUACCCUUGCCUGGUCAUGUUGAUGUUAUCUGUGGAGGUCCUCCGUGUCAAGGAGUUAGUGGACUCAACAGAAACAGAAAUCAUAAAGAUCCGCUGGCGGAUGAAAAAAACAAACAGAUCCUUGUGUUUAUGCAGAUUGUCAACUACCUGAGGCCCAAAUACGUUCUUAUGGAGAACGUCGUAGACAUUCUAAAAUUUGCUGAUGGGUUCCUUGGGCGUUAUGCAUUAAGUCUCCUCGUAGCCAUGCGCUACCAAGCUAGACUUGGGAUUAUGGUUGCAGGAUGUUAUGGGUUACCACAGUUUAGGAUGCGAGCCUUUCUGUGGGGAGCUGUUCCAUCAGUGGUACUCCCAAAGUUUCCGCUUCCGACACAUGUUGCUACUAAGCGAGGACAACACGUGCCAACUAAAUUCUCGCAAUGUCUAGUUGCAUGUGAUGAAACGGAAUCUAAGCUUUUGGACAAAGCUCUUUUUCUUAAAGACGCGAUAGAUGAUUUACCAGAGGUUGAAAACCAUCAACCUAAAGAUGUGAUGGCAUAUAAAAGUAGACCCAACACGGAUUUACAGCGCUAUAUCCGUCUCAACCGCAAAGACACGGGGGACAACUCGCUUGGAGAUUCCACUCCAAAGGAAGGACAACUAUUUGAUCAUCAGCCGCUCGAACUGAAUAAGGAUGAUUACCAAAGAGUGCAGCACAUUCCCCAGAAAAAGGGGGCAAACUUCCGCGACUUGAAAGGUGUUCGGGUAGGAAAAAAUAAAAGCGUUGAGUUUGAUCCGAAUAUUCCUCGUCAAUAUCUUUCGUCGGGGAAGCCUUUGGUCCCUGAUUAUGCUAUGACGUUUGUCAAAGGGAGGUCACUGAAACCAUUUGGACGUCUGUGGUGGGAUGAAACCGUGUCUACUGUUGUGACCAGAGCCGAGCCUCACAACCAAGCCAUUUUGCAUCCCAAUCAGAACAGAGUUCUGACUGUUAGAGAAAACGCAAGGCUGCAGGGCUUCCCGGAUUACUAUAGGCUGUUUGGCCCCAUAAAACAAAAAUAUAUCCAAGUUGGAAACGCCGUCGCUGUUCCUGUAGCCCAAGCCCUGGGGUAUUCACUGGGACAGGCAUAUCAGCAGGGUGAAUUCAGUGGAGAGCAGCACCCCUUGUUCAAACUACCUGGGAACUUCGUCCCUGCGGCCCAAGCAACAGCUACAAGAUUGCAUCAAGGAUCUCCUGCAGGCGAAGUAGUGGAGGAAGAAUAAUUCUUUUGACCGACUGUUGAUUUUCACCAAUAUGCUUGUUGCCGAAACAUUGUCAUUUAUUCUGGAACACUGAGUUGUCCAGCUCACGGAAGGGCUGAAACUUGUAGCCAAGUUUAUUUAUUUUACCAUUGCUAGUAUUCAUUCAAAUUUUAGUAUUGUAACGGAAUGGGUGGUCUUG